Messenger RNA from Daldinia caldariorum, 690 nucleotides. RefSeq names its product PTPLA-domain-containing protein. Gene Ontology annotation, cellular component: endoplasmic reticulum membrane. Bases 1 to 690 code for a protein of 229 amino acids. Gene Ontology annotation, biological process: fatty acid elongation; sphingolipid biosynthetic process; very long-chain fatty acid biosynthetic process. The transcript has 3 exons. Lineage: Eukaryota; Fungi; Ascomycota; Sordariomycetes; Xylariales; Hypoxylaceae. Gene Ontology annotation, molecular function: 3-hydroxyacyl-CoA dehydratase activity. The record is from RefSeq and is a predicted model, not a curated record.
AUGGCCGAUAUCAAGAAGCCAGUAAAGAAGUCUUCGCCUGUAAAGAAUGGCUACUUGAUCCUCUAUAACGCCGUCUCGGCCGCCCUCUGGCUCACAGUGUUGGGCCGAGUCGUUAACGUCAAUGUUACUGGCACUCCACAGGCGGUCUAUCCCGCUGUUGGCGAAUUCUGCAAAUGGACGCAGACGUUGGCCGGAAUGGAGGUUUUGCACUCGCUGUUAGGUAUCGUACGAGCUCCGUUCUUCACGACCUUCAUGCAAGUCUUUAGCAGAUACGCAAUCGUGUGGGGGAUAACCGGACUAUUCCCCGAGCUUGCUCUCGGGAGUGGCAGCGGUGAUGUCUAUAGCAGCAUUGCCUACUCCUCAAUGUUAGUAGCAUGGGGCGUCACCGAAGUCAUCCGAUACUCGUAUUUUACGCUGUCUCUUUCCUCGGGCGGACAGCCACCUUCUAUACUGCACUGGCUGCGUUACCACACCUUCUUCAUUCUGUACCCCGUCGGUAUCUCGAGCGAAGCGUACCUAAUCUGGCGCGCCGUUGAACCCGCCAAAGACGCUAUCAGCCCUCUAUACUCGACUGUGCUCUUCGGAUAUGUCGCAUUAGUAUACCCUCCUUCUGCGUAUUUCUUGUAUACGCACAUGAUGUCUCAAAGGCGCAAGAUUUUUGGAGCUAAGGCACAGAAGAGCACAAAGUAG